Odontomachus brunneus is the source of this 4092-nucleotide messenger RNA. It is a transcript of the gene RanBPM, whose product is annotated as ran-binding protein 9. Gene Ontology annotation, cellular component: cytoplasm. Lineage: Eukaryota; Metazoa; Arthropoda; Insecta; Hymenoptera; Formicidae. Gene Ontology annotation, biological process: cytoskeleton organization; cell surface receptor signaling pathway. The record is from RefSeq and is a predicted model, not a curated record. The coding region runs from base 93 to 1898 and encodes 601 amino acids. Gene Ontology annotation, molecular function: protein binding. The transcript has 8 exons.
CAGUCCUGGCGUGGCUAUUCAAGUGUUAGGUUGCGCAUGAGAGGUGCGCGACGUCAUUGCGAUCCAGGAGCAGGCAGAGAGUGGGGCAGUGGAUGACAAUGAUGGCCGCCACCAGCGAUGAACGGAGUGUUAUGGAGCCAGCGAGGACGAAUUCGGGGCAGAAUCAGCCCAUAGAUCGGCUGAAGUUGCUGUAUCCGAUGGUGAACGAGGAGGAGACGCCGUUACCGCGCUCUUGGAGCCCGAAGGACAAGUACAACUACAUAGGCCUGUCGCAAAACAAUCUCCGCGUUCAUUACAAAGGUUACGGUAAAACUCACAAAGACGCUGCCAGUGUUCGCACAACGCACUCCAUACCAGCAGCCUGUGGCUUGUAUUAUUUCGAAGUGAAAAUCGUAAGCAAAGGACGCGAUGGCUACAUGGGCAUCGGUCUCUCAGCACAUGGUGUCAACGUGAACAGGUUGCCGGGUUGGGACAAACAUUCAUAUGGUUACCACGGCGAUGACGGCCACAGCUUUUGCUCGUCCGGUACAGGUCAGCCUUACGGGCCGACCUUCACUACCGGUGACGUGAUUGGCUGCGGCGUCAAUCUGGUUGACAACACCGCAUUCUACACGAAGAAUGGACAUCACUUGGGUGUCGCCUUCACAGACCUUCCUCCUAAUCUCUACCCGACGGUCGGUCUGCAGACUCCGGGUGAAGUCGUAGAUGCCAAUUUUGGACAAGCACCAUUUGUUUUCGAUAUUGGAGAUAUGAUCAACGAAUUGCGUGUCCGAACAAGAUUACAGAUCAUAAACUACCCCACACCGGAUCAUGGUCAGGGCCAAUGGCAAGAAGUUCUUCACAAAAUGGUGUCCACGUAUCUCGUCCACCAUGGAUAUUGCGCCACUGCUGAAGCGUUCGCCAACAGCACAGACCAAGUGUUUGAGGAGGACUACAACUCGAUCAAAAAUCGACAGAGGAUUUUGAAACUGGUCCUAGCCGGACGGAUGGGUGAAGCGAUAGAGUUAACUAGUCGAUUAUACCCUGGACUCCUCGAUAGGGAUCCUAAUCUAUUGUUCGCGCUGAAAUGCCGUCAGUUUGUUGAAAUGGUGAACGGCAGUGACUCAGAAGUCUGUCAGAGCGGCAACGGUGUUAAUCAAACGAGCGUGAUACAGUCGACCAAAGCGUACGCGAAAUCCUCGGUGAACAGUAACGUAGAAGAGAUGAAUAUCAGUAACACGAUGAACGGCAACAGCGGCCAGCAGUUUGUCAACGGCCAAAUAGAGGAUGACGUUGACAUGGAGGAAAGCGGCGUUAACGUCGUGAAUGGUGUCAAAAACGGAUAUCAGAAUAGUAAUGCGAACUCGAAUGGGUACAAGUGUCAAAACGGAGAGGAUGUAGAUAUGGAAGAAAUCGAUAGUGCCAAUCAAAGCCAGCAACAGCAACAGCAGCAGCAACAACAACAGCAGCAGCAGCAACAACAGCAGCAGCAAAACGGCGACUGCAGUAUCAGCGCCGACAAUACGACAAAUAAAAGUAACAAAAAGCAAUUAUGCGGCGGUAAUAAGCAGGCAAUUGAGAAGAUGUUGGAGUUUGGUAGACAAUUGUACUCGCAAUCAAUACACCUGAGGCAGCAGCAUGGGAAAAACGAGAGCAAUAAAAAGAUGCUGCAGGACGCUUUCAGUCUCUUAGCGUACGCCAAUCCAUGGAAUUCGCCGGUCGGCUGGCAGUUAGAUCCGCAACAGAGGGAAACGGUCUGUGCAAGGCUGAACUCUGCUAUACUUGAGUCUAGCAAUCUUCCACGUCGACCACCAUUGGAAGUUGCUGCGUCUCAUGCUAGGGAACUUGUUCGGUUGAUGUCGAGUGCUGGGCUGGGAGCAUGCGGAUUCGCGGUAGUAGAUAAUAUUAUCCAAUAUUGACGGUGCCUACCUCUGCUACCACGUCCGCCUCUUCUACCAGCGCGAGUUUGGAUGCGGAGGCGGAACGUGGAGCAGAUUAUUCUGUUAACGCAGCAACAUCGCGAUGUCGCGUGCCUCUUCAGCUAGAGCAGCCGGAUUCAUCGGUGCCUUGGCUCGAUCUCACACCACAGACACGACACAAGGUGAACGCUCAGACCUGCCAACCAAAAUGACACCUCAUGAAUUUUUAGCUUAAAUCGGAAGGAAGGUCACUUUGGAUUACGCCGACCAAGAGCGAGAGAAAAACGGCAGUCGAUGCUGAUCCUCCGUUCCCGGCGAUCGGUCGUCGCGCGACCACGGCCGGCCACAAAUACGUUUUUUUGACAUGUUGUGACUUUAUAUUACUUUCUGAAAAAUCCCUUUAUUUUUCUCCCCUUUUUACCUUCUUUUCUUUUAUAUAGACGUCAGCUUACCUUCGUUUUGCAAACCUCUCAGAGAACGUUAAUCCGCGAUUAACAGUGCGUUAUCCAGAAAUUCGCGUCGUAUAGUUCAUCCGCCGACAUCUGUGAAUUAUCAUUCACGUUGAUGAAAUUGGUAAGCUGCGACUGUGCAAUACACGACACGAGAUUUCGAAACGCGAAAGUACCGUUGUCGGUGAUAAAUCCUUUGUAUGUGUAGUCAAAGUCAAUUCGAGUCAACGACACUUUGCCGUACGUAGGAGAAAAAGAAAGAGAGAGAGAGAAAGAAAGAAAGAGAGAUAGAGAAUGUCAUUCUUAUGAUCACAUCGAUGGCAUUCUCGUAUAUUCUAAGUAUAACGCACGAGGGUAACGCGUAAAAUCAAAUUUAGUUGCAUUUAAAAUGCGAAUUGUGUCAGGGUGAUACUAUGUGAAGAAAGACGAAGAAUUGAUCGAACACACACCGGUUUCAGGUGUAGCCAAAUUUACUGAUGGUCCAUCGCCAUGGAGGGGGUGACAAAUGACGUGUAUAUAUCAGUAAUAAUAAUAAUAAUAAUAAUAAUAAUAAUGUGUUUCGUUCGCUUCGGAGAAAUCGAUCGCACGAGUCGAGACUAAUCUCUUCCGUGUAAAAUUCAUAUGACUUGACUCGACGGAGCCGGUACCAAAUUCUUCACGCGCAACGCAAACGAUAGAAUUAUCUCGUUUCUUUUCCUCUUGCUCCGACAUCGUUUCUAUGAUCAUUCUCGAUUCUUUGUAUUCCCGAUUUUUCGUGAUUGUUCUGGGAGCGGCGGACGCAUGUUCAUUUUAGAGAUGGACGAGAUCUUACGUUUAUAUAAAUAGUUGCGAGAAACAAAACAAAAAAAAAAACAAGAAACAAAAACUUAACUAAGGAACGAUCUUGUACUCUAUACUAAGUAAUUGUUUUUUAUAUGCGACAUAGUAUAUUAUUAUAUUAUAUAUUAUUAAAGGAGAAAAAAAAACAGAAAAUCGUAUGCAGCUAGGCGUAAGCGUGCGUUUAAAUACAAUAAUUUACUAUAUAUACAAAGAAGAUGGAGAAGAAGAGAAGAAAAGGAAAUCAUAUUAAUUAAAGAUAGAAUUACUCGAAUUAAAUGAUUUUUAGUGUUAUUGUUUUAUGUACUAUAGAUAGAGCUAUGAUAAUGAAUAUGUGCGAAUACAGCAAUGAUUUGGCCAAGUGGGUUUUAAUAAGUCAUUUUGUUUUUUCGUUGCGCGCAUGUUGUUGGUUGUUAUCGCGAGUAUUUCGUCAGGACGUGUUUGUUAGUUCUCAAUCUACGACCUAUGGUGUGUGUGUGUGUGUGUGUGUGUGUGUGUAUGUGUGUAUGUGUGCAUAUAUGUAAGUGUGUGUGUGUAUAUCAGUCAAAGCUGAUUUUCGGAAGAGAAAAGUGACUCGUUAUUGUUACACUUCGAUUCGUUAGAGUUACGCGACCGGCGGCAAAUCGAUCUCCUGUCCUCUUGCCCUUUUAUCCCCGCCCCCUCUGUCCCGGUUCACAUUCUUGUAUCGGACCAGUUGAAUUCAUCGACUCGAUCGACGACGUAUGAUUUAGCGACGACAUCAAGACGCGCUUGCUCGAGAGCAACAACAUCGUCUGCGUUCGUGCGUUCUUGCGCCCUCUGACCUUCGUUCGCGCCCUUCCAGUCGCGUUAGCUCCCGAAUGUGUCGUUUUGCCCCAUACUUGUCUGCUAAGUCUUUCGAAUAUACUUUCGAAGUUGCAUAUUUUAGGUAAUAAAGAUACAUUGUAAUA